Molecule: messenger RNA, 1947 nt
Organism: Ipomoea nil (Japanese morning glory)
Lineage: Eukaryota; Viridiplantae; Streptophyta; Magnoliopsida; Solanales; Convolvulaceae
Product: probable acyl-activating enzyme 1, peroxisomal
Exons: 3
Coding region: 96-1907 (603 amino acids)
Source: RefSeq, a predicted model, not a curated record
UUAUGCCCUUGGAGAUCGAAUGGGGAAUAAGCUUCUCCACCAUUUUCCCCAUAUUCCAUUGCCAAUACCCACACUAGGUAUAGUAUAAGCCAGCCAUGGAUCGGUGCGCUGCAAACUAUAUAGCAUUGACGCCUAUUGCUUUCUUGGAACGCGCAGCUUUUGUUUAUGCUGAUAGGGACGCUAUAAUCUACGGAAACAACAUCAGCAGAAGGAGGUUUUCAUGGAAGCAAACGCACCAGAGAUGCAUAAACCUCGCAUCUGCACUUUCUCACCUCGGAAUCGGUCGUCGCGACAUUGUAGCAGCAAUGGCACCUAAUAUACCACCCCUUUAUGAGCUCAAUUUUGGUGUCCCAAUGACCGGUGCUGUCCUUUCUGCCCUCAACACAAAGCUUGACUCGCCCACUUUGUCGCUAAAACUAGCCCUAUUGGAACCCAAAGCCAUUUUUGUUGACUAUGAAUAUGUUGAGGUUGUUGUUGAAUCCUUAGACUUAGCAAAACUCAGCCCACCACCACUCCUAAUCUUGAUCUUGGAAGACAAUAAGAUUGUUAAGAAUGGAGAAUCCGGGUUCAAGAUUCAUGAUAAGUUUCUUGAGAAUGGAACAUCUAAUUUCAAGAAUCACAAUAAGUUUCUUGAAAAUGGACAUUCUGAACUCAAGAUUUAUGACAAACUUCUUAAAAUGAAGGGAUUCCAUUUCAAGAUUUACAACGAGUUUCUCGAAACGGGGAAUUCUGAUUUCAAGAUUGUGUACCCAGACGAUGAAUGUGACCCAAUCGCGAUCAAUUUCACUUCAGGGUCAACAGGGAAUCCCAAGGGAGCAGUGUACAGCCACAGGGCAACUUAUCUGAACACCAUAGCACAAAUCUUCCGCUCUGAGAUGGCCGGAAAAUCGCCGGUUUUUCUGUGGACGGUAGACAUGUUCCGGUGCAACGGGUGGUGCCUGCCGUGGACCAUGGCGGCUCUCGGCGGCACAAACAUCUGCAGCAGAGAUUCUUCAGGCCAAGCAAUCUUGGACGCCAUUUCCCGCCACAAUGUCACACAUCUCUGUGGCCAACCCCUCAUUUUAACCAAAAUUGCAGACGCCAUAGACAACAACACCAACGUUGAAUUGCCUCCAAACAAAGUGGACGUUAUAGUCGCAGGUGUGUUACCUCCAUCCGAAAUCCUAUCCAAACUAGAAGCAAAAGGGUUCAACAUAAGCUAUGCAUAUGGCAUGACUGAGGCUCUAGGUCCAGUGACAUCAAUACCUUGGAAUUCUCGAGAGAAUAUAAAUUCUCGUCCGACAACCUUAACCGACGACGAGAAACUGAGGAGGCUUCGAGAAGGGAUGCACAACAUCAUGGUAGAAGGGGCAGACGUGAAAGAUCCGGUGACCAUGCAAAGCGUGCCGGCGGAUGGGGAAACCACCGGAGAAAUAAUGUUCAGAAGUAAUACAAUGAUGUUAGGGUACUUCAAGAACAAACAAGGAACCCAAGAAGCCUUUGAGGGAGGGUGGUAUAGGACUAGGGACAUUGGGGUGAAACACCCCAGUGGGUACAUAGAACUCAAGGACAGGAGAGCAGAUGUGAUCAAACGUGGGACAGAGAUUAUAAGUAGUCUCGAAAUUGAAAGUGUUUUGGUUAGGCAUCCCAUGGUUUUGGAAGCUGCAGUUGUGGCUGUGGGGAAACCUGAUGAGGUUUUAGGGCAGACAGCUUGUGCUUUUGUGAAGUUCAAAGAAGGGAGGCGUGCCACGGAGGAAGACAUUAUCAAGUUCUGUGAAGAUAAUUUGCCUCACCAUAUGGUCCCUCAGGCUGUAAUCUUUGGGGAUUUGCCACUUAAUUCCACUGGGAAGAUACAAAAAUUUGCUUUGAGGGAGAAGGCAAAGUGUCUUUGCAAGACGCUUAAUAAUGGCAAACAAAACCAUUUCUAGUUGCAGGUAAUUCCUGGUACUAUAAGGGUGUGUCUUGUGU